UUUUAAGAAACCUAAAAGGAAUCCCUCCCUCUUCAAUCUCUGUGCGAGUCUGUGGAAUCUUGUUAAUAUCAACAAGAAACCCUAAUAUCAUGUACAUGGAAGGUAAAUUGGGGCUCUAUCAAACGGAUUGCGAAUCGAUUCUCUCACAUCUUAAGCACCGAGAUCAACAACUCAAACUCAAGAGAAGAACCAAAUGGUGUCUCUUGUGCAGGUGGUUGAUGGGGUUGCCAAUGUCUAAAUCUGAAAAGGAUCAGCUUUUACAAUAUAGGUCAUUGCCUGAAUCUUUGCUUAGGGAUGAUGAUAUAUUCUAUGAAACUGUGAAAAGGCAUGUUGAACAAGCAUUUGGAGUACAUAUUGAUGAAAGAGAGGAUAAUACUAUCCAAGAAGAUAAAGUAGUCUCUGGCGUAUCCAAUCUGAAAAGGUUCCUUCUAUCAUGCCUUGAUGCUUUGACAAAUAAGGGGCUGUUCCUUCUUGCCAUUUUACUAACAAGAGGCUCGGUCAACUUUGAAAAAACCCGUCCAAAGAUGAAAAAGGUGAUCAAAGAAUUAAUUCCAAGGGUUUUUCGGGAUCAGAAUAAUAGUGGGCAAAAAGAUAUUUUUACACAGCUAUCUCAACUUCUCAAGGAUCCUCAAAAUGUCAAAGACAAUUGUUUGACACUCUUGUUCCCCACAUGUCAUUCACAUCAUGCUUCUGCUAUUAAAAUACUGGAAAGACUAGAGGAUUUGUCUUCUGAAACCCUGCUUGCUAUGCGCAGGAAACUUAGAGGUGUCACAGCUAGUACUCCUUGUUUACAACAAAACAGACAUGGAUUUAGCCGAGGACAGUUAAUUUAUAAUGUGAGGAGCAGUAUUGAGAAAAUGCUUUCAGAAGUUGUUGGAGGGGAAGAGUUACAAGCACCGUUAGCCAAGGCACUUGCUGUAGCAAGUUUAUCACUAAAACUAACAACAGGCUAUUCAAAUUCCCCUGUAGUAGACUUUGAGCAGUUCUCACCAGAAGUAAAAACCUUGCAGAAUGAUAUAGCAAAAGCUAUUUGGUUACUCGAAACAAAGGUUAGAAUAUCAGAGCUGAAAACCUUGCAGCUUCUUUUAGACCCUCAUGCUAAAGUCUCAAAUGGGUGUUUAAGAACAGCGAUGAAGAAAAUGUUAACUGAAUAUCUUUUUGAAUGUAGUGAUUUAGAUACAAUUCCUAAAUCUUUAUUAGAAGCUCUUGCUAUUAUCAACAGGGGUUCUAGAAGCACACCAUGCUUCCUUAAGGAAGAAAUUGAAGAAGAGUUGGAAUGCAUAUUAAGUGUAAGUGCUCAAAUGAAGCAGAUAGUCUGGGAUUUGCUUCCUGCCCGUGAGUUUGAUGAGGAUUUUUCUGAUGCAUACAUGGAAGAAUUAGAAGAAAGCGAUGAUGGUGGGGUUGAUGAUGAUGGUUAUCAUGAUAAAAAUGAUGAUGAUGGUCAACAUGAUACAAACGAUGCUCAUACUGGUGACGGUGAUGAUGGUGGUCAUCAAGUUCAACGUAGAAACAUUCUGAGUAGUAGGACUUAUUCUGUUAGUUUGGAUAAUCUAGAAGAGAGUUGUGGGGAGUUUGUACCAAUGGGUUCCAAGCCAUCAAUUUCUACCCCUGAUGGGAGUUGUGGUUCCACUGUGUGGCAAGAAAAAAGAAAUCUUGAUGACAUUCUUGAUGUGGACAUGACUUGGUUUGAAGUCGAAAGUAUGGGCAAAUUUGGGACAUCAAGAGGAAAUAGUUUUUCCCCACACUUUCCUUCUAAUGGAAGGUUAAAUAACAUAUCUAUCAAAGAAAAUGAACAUGAACAGGGUACUAAAGGAGAUUGGGGAAAUUCACAGGGUUUGCCCUCUACUAACUUUUGCACUAGAAAGGUAAAAUUUAUCUCCAAUAAGAAAGAUUCACAUACCAAUAUAUAUUUAGGCGUCCAAGAAGUUUGUGAUGAGACGAGCAUGGUUGCCUACAAUCUAAUUGGUUGUAUGAUGGAGAAGUUUGCACAAGAAGAAGGCUUAAAUUUAGAUUGGAGUGAUAGUUCAUAUCUUAGAGGGGAUUACUCGAGUCAAGAAAAUGAAGAAGAAAAGAUGAAUUCUUCUGAGAGAAGGGUAGAUGGUUCAGUUAUUGUUCAAGUUGUUGAAGAGCUACUACCUUCCCUUCCAAAGAGUAAAAUGGAGAAACUGAAGGAGUUGAUAGGCAUUCUUUGAGCCUUUGGUGGUUACUAGAUUAUGUUUGAGUACCCCAGAAUUCUUGUGGUGGUUACAAAUGCUUAUGUUUUUUGAUCAAGCCUGCCCAUUGAGGAUUUUUCUGUUGACCUCCAGACUUUGUUAAAUAGGUGUGAGCCACUUGAGCAAGGAACUUGGAUCAAGUCAACAAGAUUUCUCAACUUAAGAUGAUAACACCAUCAAUUUUGACAGAUCAUUGUACAGAAGAUCGGAUAGAGGAAGAAUUUAGUCAUGCUAACAGCCAUAAUUUAGUCAUUGAUAUAGGUUAGCCUUCUCUAUAUUUCAAGUUAAUGAUUAAAAUAGUGACAAGAUUGCAGUUGAGUUGCAAGAAGUAUCACAUUGUUGCGGGAAAUGACCCAUUCAUUGGAAAAUUUUGUGUAUUACCUCCCAGGCGUAUUCAGAUGUAUUUUAUUCAUUUAUUUAUGAAUUUUUCUCCCAA
Molecule: messenger RNA, 2649 nt
Organism: Hevea brasiliensis (rubber tree)
Lineage: Eukaryota; Viridiplantae; Streptophyta; Magnoliopsida; Malpighiales; Euphorbiaceae
Exons: 6
Coding region: 90-2192 (700 amino acids)
Source: RefSeq, a predicted model, not a curated record